CCCGGAAGUUGACACGGAGCCCUGCAGCGCGUGCGGCUCGCCGCGGGGAGUCUGCGUCGCCGGCGCUCGCGGGACGGUCGCCAUGCCUUUGGCCAGAGAUCUUCUACACCCUUCCUUGGAAGAGGAAAAGAAAAAACAUAAAAAGAAAAGGCUGGUUCAGAGUCCAAAUUCCUACUUCAUGGACGUAAAAUGUCCAGGUUGCUACAAAAUCACCACGGUUUUCAGCCAUGCUCAGACCGUGGUUCUGUGUGUGGGCUGUUCCACAGUGCUGUGCCAGCCAACAGGAGGAAAGGCCAGACUCACAGAAGGCUGUUCAUUCAGAAGAAAACAACAUUAACCAUCUAUACAACUUGCUGAAUUUAUGUUUUCUCACAGAAAGCCUUAUCUUAAGUUCAGUUACUCUACCAAGACAAUGUAAUGUUUGGUUUUUUAAGGUAUGCAACAUCAAUCUCCUAUUUUGGUGUCAGUUUUUCAAUAAAGUUUUAAUUAUGGACAAA
Messenger RNA from Jaculus jaculus (lesser Egyptian jerboa), 497 nucleotides. RefSeq names its product ribosomal protein S27 like (gene Rps27l). The record is from RefSeq and is a predicted model, not a curated record. Gene Ontology annotation, cellular component: ribosome; cytosolic small ribosomal subunit. Gene Ontology annotation, biological process: translation; ribosomal small subunit assembly. NCBI's taxonomy places the organism in Eukaryota, Metazoa, Chordata, Mammalia, Rodentia, Dipodidae. The coding region runs from base 83 to 337 and encodes 84 amino acids. Gene Ontology annotation, molecular function: structural constituent of ribosome; RNA binding. The transcript has 4 exons.